GGCUUCCCCUCAAGGCCCUGAGGGUCACUGGGCCCCAGGAAAUGUUCAUCUGCGUCAAACAUGGAGACGGGCAGGAAUUUCUGGCCAACACCAACUGCUCCAUCCCGUUCCUGCUGCAGUAUGCCCGCCACAAGGUCGGGCUGCCCGACUCAGUGCCCAUCGACCUGUGUGACCAAGCCGGGACGCUGAAGCUGCUCUUCACGGCCAAGCUCCCGGGGGAGAGUGCCGCCAAAUACUUCCUGCCACGCGGCGUCUACUACGUGUGCCGGCUGGAGCGGGGAGCGCCGGGGUCCCGCAAUGAGAACGCCUAUCAAGCCAUCAUCCCCAUCCUCAAGGAGCCGGACCCCGGAUUACUGGAUGCCCUCCGUGCCCAGUGCGAUUACCUGGAGAAGAGUCGCCUAAAGCUACACCGCGGGCAGGAGAAGAGGAUCGCCGCCAUCGACUCCGCCAGCUGUCUUUCGACCAAAACCGUGGGCCGCGGGGGGCAGGCGGAGGAGGAGGCUGCAGGGAGGAGGGGGCUUCUCGUCGCCAAGGCCAAAUCCGAAACCAGCAACAAGAAGGAGAAACACCGCUAACCAAUAAACGCAACGCCCGCUCGACC
Messenger RNA from Tachyglossus aculeatus (Australian echidna), 601 nucleotides. RefSeq names its product chromosome 6 CXorf65 homolog (gene C6HXorf65). The coding region runs from base 42 to 575 and encodes 177 amino acids. The transcript is spliced from 6 exons. NCBI's taxonomy places the organism in Eukaryota, Metazoa, Chordata, Mammalia, Monotremata, Tachyglossidae. The record is from RefSeq and is a predicted model, not a curated record.